UUCAUUUUACUUUGAGACGUGAACAUUUCGACAACACUACAAAUUCCCAAAAAAUAAAAAAAAAUAAAAAACCCCAGUCUUGUAAACAGUUUUUCGAAGGCGAUUCCAAAAUGGAGAGCGACGAGGGCGUGGGUGAGCGACCAUCGACAUCGGGUGCAUUGGUCAAGGAUCCCGAAUCUUUGAUCGGCAUAUCGGCAAUGCUGGGCUUUGCCCAAUCGGAGUAUUCCCUGAAUAUACAUACAUCCGAUCCGAUAAUGGCGAACCGGCGCCAUUUGGAGAGCGAAAACGAUGGCAAUGCCACCGAUGAGGAGGUCGAGAUCUGUAUAACCCGAUUGAAUUUUCUGGCCGAUCGGCGAAGGCGUUUGUAUAUGGACUGUCAGCUGUCGCUACCGGCGGGCGGAAGUGGCCCAAUGCAGGGCGGGGCGGAAGCCAUAUCCGUUUCCGCUGUGGAUAGUUGCAUCAGUUCACCGGAAGUUCGCUACGAACGACUUAGGACCUCAGCUGCCGAGCAACAAAAAUACUGGAGACUACAGAAAGUGUCAUUCGAAUGUCCCUUAAGUAACUGCGAUGUGAUGUGUAAUUCUGGCAAUCUUUUGAGCCACUGCCUGAUGGCUCAUGCAGAUAUCUUCGUGUGGGAAAUCAAGACGGCCGAAACGAAGAGCUUGAAGUUCAUUGGGAAAUCAAUGCCAGCCGCCUGGGGCAAAAGCAACUGUGUGGGUCUGCUGGUCUACGAAGGUGCCAAACAGGAGGCUAUGAACUCGAAUCUGCCAAAGAUCUAUACCGAGUGGGAGGGCCGUUUGCCAGUGUUGAUAAUGCUGUGGAAAACAUCCUGGGAUUCGGUACCGGGCGGUCCUCGGGUUGCCCACAUCUAUAUCCUUUGGCUACUUUGCACCCAAGCUCAACCACCUUUGAUGGUGACCGUGGAAACCGGGGCGAGUCCCUUAUGCUUGCCGCGUCGCCAAGUGAUCCUCACCUGCCCAAAUUCGGAUGUUCUGGAGAACUGUGACUUUCUUCGCGACAGCCAGCUCUUUAUGCGGUUCACCCAUCGUGAAAUGAAGGAACUCACCAGGGAUUAUUCGCAGGACAUCGAAAUGCAGUUCACUAUUCACGAAGUUGAGAAAAUCCAGAAGCUAGAUACCAUUGAUAUCAAAAAGGACGAUCAGAAUGAGCAUGAAAUUCCAGUGGCAGUGGAUGAGUUGCAAACUAGGAACCUAAAUAAUGAUGAUGAGACAUCCAAGGAUGAGUUUUGCCUCGAAAACCUAAAAGAUUGAAGGAAUUCAGUGUAAAUUAUCUUAUUUUCGAUUGAUUUUUCUAAAUUGUUUGCGUUACUUUGAUAGAUAAAAAUACAUGUCAUCCAAAUUUCGUUAGUAGCAAUAAAUGUUUUCUAAAAUUUAAGUAAAAAAACUGCAUAAAUUAAAAGCAAGGAAGUCAACAGCAAAA
Drosophila ficusphila is the source of this 1440-nucleotide messenger RNA. RefSeq lists its product as uncharacterized. The transcript has a single exon. The record is from RefSeq and is a predicted model, not a curated record. The coding region runs from base 111 to 1271 and encodes 386 amino acids. NCBI's taxonomy places the organism in Eukaryota, Metazoa, Arthropoda, Insecta, Diptera, Drosophilidae.